ACGUGAUGGCGUCAGGCGCCCUGGGCGCAGCUUGGUGUUGUCUGUAACCCGGAGGCCGCAGGUCGUGUCUGAUCUUCUGGGGCUGCUGUGGCCGGGAGAAUCCCGCGCCGCGCUCCCCCCUCCCUUUGUGCUUGGAAAGGACCCUCACAGAGAGCUCAUCUGUGCCGCAUCUGAGAACAGAUCAGUCCCAGCACUGGUCACAGGGAAGACUAUGGGUGCCAGAGGUGAUGUCACAUGCUGUAAAGAGUGUCGGUGAGCGGGUCCUGAGGAGGCUGAGAACCAGUUGGAAACCAUGAUUCAUCCAUUGAUACUGUUAGUGGCUGGAUGGUAAACACCAGGCUGUUGUCCUGAGCAGCCAGGUACAGGAUUAGAGUCAGGCUGCAGAGAGGAGGCUGUUGGGAAUGGCUGAGAAGUCUCUAAGGAGAGGAGGUUGCUGUUUACUGAUGGACAGAGUGUUUCAAAAGCAGUGAGGCCGGCUCAUCUAUUUCUUCUUUUAAUGUGUCAUGCGGUUCUCUCUGGAAGCGACUGUGUGAGUGGAAAUGCUCUCAGUGGUGGAAAAUGGACUGGACCCCCGGGCUGCCAUCCCGGUCAUCAAGAAGAAGCUGGUGGGGUCCAUGAAGGCGCUGCAGAAGCAGUACGUGUCCUCAGACACAGUGGUCACCAGCGAAGACGGAGAUGCCAACAGCAUGUGCAGCGCCCUGGAGGCCGUGUUCAUCCACGGCCUACAUGCCAAGCACAUCCGGGCCGAGGCCGGGGGCAAAAGGAAGAAGAGCGCCUACCAGAAGCCCCUGCCUCAGCCUGUCUUCUGGCCCCUCCUGAAAGCUGUCACCCACAAACACAUCAUCUCGGAGUUGGAGCACCUGGUCUUUGUCAGCACGGACGUGGGCCGCUGCCGCGCCUGGCUGCGCCUGGCCCUCAACGACGGCCUCAUGGAGUGCUACCUGAAGCUGCUCCUCCAGGAGCCGGCCCAGCUGUGCGAGUACUACCAGCCCACCGCCCUGCUUCGGGACGUGGAGGAGAGCGAGUUCCUCCUCAGCUUCCUGCAGGGGCUCACGUCCUUGUCCUUCGAACUCUCCUACAAGUCAGCCAUCUUGAACGAGUGGACGCUCACCCCGCUGGCCCUCUCCGGGCUCUGCCCACUCUCUGAGCUCGACCCCCUCACUCCCUCUGGUACAGAACUCCAGCGGAAGGAGUCUCUGGAUUCCAUUUCCCAUUCCUCAGGCUCAGAGGACAUCGAAGUCCAGCACUCGGGCCAUAAGAUCCAACGGAACAGGCAGCUCACUGCCUCAUCCCUCAGCCUGGACACGGCCAGCUCGUCCCAGCUGUCCUGCAGCCUGAACUCCGACAGCCUCCCGCUGCAGGAGAAUGGUUCCAAGAGCCCAGACCACUCGGAGGAGCCCAUGUCAUACGACUCAGACCUGGGGACAGCCAAUGCUGAUGAUUCAGACCCGUCUCUGCAGGAGGUAUUGUCAGAGUUCAGCAAAGCCCAAGUAAACAAUGUGCCAACCAACGGACUGAGCCAAGAAACGGAGGGCCCUGCGCCGCCGCAGGCCUUCCCGUCCCUCCACGGCCUCCGCCUCGACACCAGCACACCCCUGCGCUUCCUUGUGCCGGCAGAGCCCCUCCCUGCCCAGGCAGCCUCUGGGGCUCGGGAUGGCGGCCACAGGCAGGAGCCGCCUUCCCAGACACCCGGCACCCUGGGCUUGCAGCAUCUGGGCACUGCCCACGCUGUCACUUCGGGGAGCAUCUCAGACCAGCAGCCCCCCGGUCCUGUGAGAGCAGUCGGCCAAGGGAGCGGCCCGCAGCAGCCUUCGGGGGACGGCGGAGCUGGACUGAGCCUCGUGGUUUCCUCACCCACCAGCCCGAAAGGCAAGAGCUGGAUCUCGGAAGAUGACUUCUACCGGCCUCCCCAGGAGCGACCCCCAGAGAGCCCUUCCAGUCCUUCCGAUCGCUCCGUAGCUUCUUCCGGGGGUACUCCAGAGUCCAGGCCUGGUCUCCUCAGGCAUUUUUCUCAAGGACCAAGAAAAAGCUCCUCCAUGGGGGCCUUAGACAAAGCUUGUGUGCCUUCUCCAGGAAGCAGGAAAAGCAAGACAGCCACAGCGUGGGAGCAUAAGAACUUCCGGGUGGUGCACCGCAGGCAGAUGGGACUGUCCAACCCGUUCCGGGGUCUCAUGAAGCUGGGCACCGUGGAGCGGCGGGGGGCGAUGGGCAUCUGGAAGGAACUCUUCUGUGAGCUCUCCCCACUGGAGUUCCGCCUCUACCUGAACGGCGAAGAGCGCACCUGCGUGGAGAACUGCUCGCUGCUGCGCUGUGAGUCUGUGGGGCCAGCCCACAGCGACGGCCGCUUCGAGCUGGUCUUCUCCGGCAAGAAGCUGACCCUGCGCGCCUCCUCCCAGGACGAGGCCGAGGACUGGCUGGACCGCGUGCAGGAGGCCCUGCAGAAGUGCCGGCCCCAGCAGGAGGAGGAGUGGGUGGACAUCCAGUACCCGGAGCGGCCCGACGACCUUUCCGAUGGCCCCCAGGGUGGCCUCCCCUCCCAUUCGGACCUGCUCACAGAGCCCGAAACCUUUCAGGGCACACAGCUCGACUGGUCCUCUGCCCAGGUUCCCGAGCCAGAUGCUCUUAAAGAAUCCCUCUUGUACUUGUACGCAGACAGGACCUGGACACCCUAUAUUUUUUCCUUGUCCUUGGAGUCCCUGAAAUGCUUCCGCGUGAGAAACAAUGAGAAGAUGUUGAGUGACAGCCACGGAGUUGAGACCAUACGAGAUAUCCUGCCAGACACGAGCCUCGGGGGCCCGUCCUUCUUCAAAAUCAUCACGGCCAAGGCCAUCCUGAAGCUGCAGGCCAGCAACGCGGAGGAGGCCGCCUUGUGGAGGGAUCUGGUGCGCAAGGUCCUGGCGUCCUACCUGGAGACAGCCGAGGAGGCAGUGACCCUGGGCGGGAGCCUGGACGAAAACUGUCAGGAGGUGCUGAAGUUCGCCACAGGGGAGAACGGCUUCCUGCUGCAGUACCUGGUGGCCAUCCCCACCGAGAAGGGCCUCGACUCCCAGGGCUGCUUCUGCGCAGGCUGCUCCCGGCAGAUCGGCUUCUCAUUUGUACGACCCAAGCUCUGUGCCUUCUCCGGCCUCUAUUACUGUGACAUCUGCCACCAAGACGAUGCCUCGGUGAUUCCGGCCAGGAUCAUCCACAACUGGGACCUCACCAAGCGCCCGAUUUGUCGGCAGGCCCUGAAGUUCCUGACGCAGAUCCGAGCCCACCCCCUCAUCAACCUGCAGCUGGUGAACCCAUCUCUGUACGAACAUGAGGAGCGGAUGCAUCUCAUCCGGCAGAGCCGGGAGCAGCUGAAGCUGCUGGGGGAUUACCUGGGCCUGUGCCGAAGCGGAGCCCUGAAGGAGCUAAGCAAAAGGCUCAACCACAGGAACUAUCUCCUGGAGUCUCCCCACAAGUACAGUGUCGCUGACCUCCAGCAGAUCUCAGAAGGGACGUAUGAAGGGUUCCUCAAGGCUCUGAUUGAGUUUGCCUCCCAGCACGUCCACCACUGUGACCUCUGCACCCAGCGCGGCUUCAUCUGCCAGAUCUGCCACCACCAUGACAUCAUCUUCCCCUUUGAGUUUGACACCACGGUCAGGUGUGGCGAAUGCAAGACCGUCUUCCACCAGAACUGCCAGGCCGUGGUGAAGGGCUGCCCCCGCUGUGCCCGCCGGCGCAAGUACCAAGAACAGAACACUGUCACCUAGCCCCGACUCCUGUCCCCAACCCAGAGGCCUCGCGGUGAGGGGUCAGCGCUGCCAGCCGGGGCUCCUCCCUGUCGGUGUCACAGCCGUCUCCCUGUGGGGAGGACUCUCAGGCCUGACCAGAGCACGGGC
Molecule: messenger RNA, 3866 nt
Organism: Pteronotus mesoamericanus
Lineage: Eukaryota; Metazoa; Chordata; Mammalia; Chiroptera; Mormoopidae
Gene: PLEKHM1
Product: pleckstrin homology and RUN domain containing M1
Exons: 14
Coding region: 540-3737 (1065 amino acids)
Source: RefSeq, a predicted model, not a curated record